This is a messenger RNA of Racocetra persica, 176 nucleotides long. Lineage: Eukaryota; Fungi; Glomeromycota; Glomeromycetes; Diversisporales; Gigasporaceae. The record is from the annotation of a GenBank genome assembly.
ACGAAGCCCCUGCUUUUGAUCUAUGGCAACGAUUUAUAAAAAAUUACUUAACUGAUAAUCAAGAAAACUCAAAUAAUAAUCAACAAAUUGCUAUCAAUUUAACACUUCAACAAAUAGCCUCAAUGCUUAUAGAACACAGAAAGCAUAUGCAUGAUUAUGGACUUCCAGAACCUUAA